Owenia fusiformis is the source of this 1650-nucleotide messenger RNA. The record is from the annotation of a GenBank genome assembly. NCBI's taxonomy places the organism in Eukaryota, Metazoa, Annelida, Polychaeta, Sabellida, Oweniidae.
GUAUUUCAAAUAAACCAAAUAUUGUUUCUCUUUCUAGAGUUGCAGAUUAACAAUAUGGAAAAAUUCCACCUUCUGAGAACCUCCCAAGAGUAUGUUAUAAGUAAUUGUAAGCACAUAAGCAAGGAGUUUUUUAAUCUUUCUCAAUGCCAACAAGAAGCCAGAGAUAGAAAUUGUAAUGUGAUCAAUUGGUCCUCUAAUGACAAAAGAUGUUACCUAAAACGCUGUACCAACCAAAGCACAGAUGAAGAAUGGGACUUCAAGUUUACAAAGUAUACAUGGCAAAUGUAUGAGGUUCAUAGCAUAGCAUAUCCAUCUACUCCAAUAUGUAAAGGCAUUGUAUUUGUCAAUCGGAAGACAUACAGUGAUCAAAAUACCCCUGUUACAUCUAACUGUCCUGAUGUAGGAGAACACAAGCAACCUGCCAACUUACAUCAAUGUAUGUCUAGUGCUUGUAGUCAGGGUGCCAAUGUGUUCAUAUACAGUUCAAGCACCCGUUUCUGCCAACCUAAGCGCUGCAACACCAAAGCUGAUGGUAUGUACAACUUACAGGUUGCAAACAUUGAUAAUGAUGAUGGAAACCAGAGAGGAUAUGACAUCUAUGCCUUAUCAGCAACUCCUGUGCCUUGGACCACAGAGGGAACAACCAUGGGCAUUCAAGAGACUGAAUCCACAACAGGUCUGAGUACAUCAACAGAGGAUAUAUCUAAAGCCCCACAUGGAUCUGAUAUUACAUCAGAACCAGUAAAAUACACUACAUCGGAGAUGACAAUAUUUUCUUCCAAAGAGCCGAACAUUUCUGCCAAGAUAACAAAUUCACAAUACACUUGGUUCGGAGACAGCAACACUGACUUUAUAUUGAUAGCAGUGAUUGGUGUACUUGUUCUAGUGAUAAUUGUGCUGUUAGUCACCAAUAUUCUAGCUUGCAGGAAACUUAGAGGGAAAAAUGCUGAUAAUGGACAUGAAAAAAGUGACAGAAAUAAUGUGGAAAUACAGAAUGAUGAAUAUGAGGAAAAUGUUGUCAAAUCUGAUUUAGAUCAGGGAAACGUUUACUCUGACAUAAAAACUGGUUCCUCCCCUUUAAAUCCAGUUAUCAACCAAUAUGAGGAAGUGGCGAUGAAAAAAAUACCUGAAAAUAACUCCACGUCUGAAGUAGGUAAACAUGGCGAGUCACGACUCUGUGAUUUAUAUGCUAUUGUUAAACCAAAAAGUGAAAGAAAACAAUAUGACAGCGAUAAGAAUAGUAUGAAUGCAGACACAAAAAUCAUACCAUCAGAGAGCGGAACUCUUCAGGAUAAAAAUGGAUCAAAACCAAACAAUGUUGAUGCAACUAGUACAGGGGACUUCUCUUAUGUAACAGCAGAUGUGGGAUCUGGCUAUCUACCAAAACUGGGAAACAAUUCUAUUUAUGACUCUGAAUGUGAUGAAAAUUAUGAUGUUUUGAAAUUGCCGAAAUCCUCUUCAAAUAAAGUCCAUGACAAACAAGUUUCUAGUGAUUUAUACAAUCACUUGAAAAAAUGACUGAUCAAAUACUAUUCUUUUUAUGAACAACUUCAAAAUAUUAAAAACACAUUAAUGAGAUUUUCAAGUGUAUAUUAAUGGGAUUUUCAAGUGUAUAUCAAAUCAAAACAAAUCCUGGUUGUCAAAAAAUCA